Molecule: messenger RNA, 2311 nt
Organism: Glycine soja
Lineage: Eukaryota; Viridiplantae; Streptophyta; Magnoliopsida; Fabales; Fabaceae
Product: transcription factor GTE12-like
Exons: 11
Coding region: 315-2015 (566 amino acids)
Molecular function (GO): protein binding
Source: RefSeq, a predicted model, not a curated record
CGAUAAGUAAAAAACCCUAGAAACCACACUGAUAUACUCUUAGUGUCUUACACACACUGUGGCUUUGGCAGCGCGACUCGUCUUCGUUCCUUACCCUCGGGUUGAUCUGUGAGAGGGGCUUGAUAGCCCUCUCUCUCUCUGCUGCUGCAAUUCUGAUUGUUGGCAACUAUUUUUUAUACAGACGAUUUGUCUUCACAUGGAAGCAUUGCUUGCUUGAGGGACGCCUUUGUCUCAAAGGAGUUGGAAUUUUCGGGUUUUUUGUGGGAUUGGAGAUUUAGAGAGUGCCCUUGCACUCCCUGUUUUAUUUCAUCACCAUGAUUGCCACUGAAACUAUAGUACCAAGUACAAAAUUGAAGAUCAAGUUCUCAACCAAAAGGAUAGAGAUUGAUUCUGGGCCAAAAUGUGAGUUUGGACAGAAAGUGUAUCACAAUGAUAAAAACAGGCGCUGUAAUUCUAAUGAAAAUUCCUCAGCACUGAAUUCUAACAAGAGGGGACCACCAGUAAGUGUUGAGGGCCAAAAGGAGAAAAGACAAAAGAUUGAUCGGAAAGGGUCGAUGCAGUGUGCUACAAUACUUAAGAGUUUAAUGUCUCACUCAUAUAGUUGGGUGUUUCUUAAGCCAGUGGACCCUGUAGCAUUGAGUAUUCCAGAUUAUUUUACAAUCAUAUCUCAUCCAAUGGAUUUGGGCACAAUUAAAUCUAAGCUGGAGAGAAACAUUUAUUCUGGCAUUGAGGAGUUUGCAGAUGAUGUCAGACUGACCUUCUCAAAUGCAAUGAAAUAUAAUCCUCCCGGUAAUGAUGUUCAUAUGAUGGCGAAGGAACUCAGCAAAAUAUUUGACAGAAAAUGGAAAGACUUUGGUAGGAAAUGGAAGUUUGAAGAUGAGCAUGAUAAAAGCGAAACGGAAACAAUUAAGGAAACUGGGAGAAAAAGUCUUGAUGCAAUGCUUCCCCGGCAUAAAGAUUCCUUGCCCAAAAAAACACAAUUAUUCGAACACAAAGGAAUGCACAAGAUUAGAUCAUUGGCAACAAAAGAUGCCAGAGUGGAGACACCUAAAUUAUCACAGAUUCCUUGCAAGUUGAUUGAGAAAGACUUGCACAAAGGCAGCAAAGGUAAUCAUGAUGUGGAACAGCCUGCUGGCUCUCUAAAGUCAUAUUUUUCAGUACGUUUUGUCACAUCCAAGUGUAGAAUUUGUGGCAAUAUCAUAUGCCAUUGUGAAAAUCCUAGCAAUUCAACACAGGUGUCAUCAGACAUAUCAUCCGAAGGAUCUGAAGGAAGGGACCUAAUUGCACGUGUUGCCGAUUCAUUGAGACAGGAUUGCCGGACUAAAUGUACAUCACCUAUGGAGAAGAAAUCUGAUCUUGAUUCUGAUGGAGCUGUAAGUUCUUUGGACAGUGAACAUGUUUGUCCUAGUUCUCAGCAUGUAACUCCUACUACUGAUGCCUCUUCUGGGGAAGUAUGGAGCAUGCCUGUUUUGCCCGUCCAGCUUUCUCCUAAAAAGGCUCUUCGUGCUGCUAUACUUAAAAGCCGCUUUGCAGAUACCAUUUUGAAAGCACAGCAAAAGACCCUUCUUGAUCAUGGUGAUAAAGGUAAUCCUCAAAAAAUGCAGCAGGAAAAGGAGAGAUUGGAAAGGAUUCAGCGUGAAGAAAGAGCUAGGAUCGAAGCCCAAAUUAAAACUGCUGAAGCUGCUGCAAGAAUGAGGGCUGAGGAAGAGUCAAGGCAGCGGAGAGAAAAGGAAAGAGAAGCUUCACGAGCUGCAAUAGAAAAGAUGAAAAGAACCGUUGAUAUAGAACAUAAUAUGGAGAUUAUUAAAGAACUUGAAAGUUUGAGUGGAUGCACGCUAUCUUAUAAGGCCGUUGGCGGUAGAAAUGGCUACAAAGUUGCAUUGGAGACAUUGGAUAAACAUCAGUUUGAGAACCCAUUGGAGCGGCUUGGUUUAUUUAUCAAGGAAGACUUCACCACAGAUCUUGAUGAGGAGGUUUUGAACGGAGGCUUUGAAGAAGGGGAAAUUUUUAACUGAAUGCACCUUCAUGCAGUUCUGCCAGCUCUAAGUGUUUAUAUCCCUUUUAGACAUGGAAACAGACAAUUAUUGUAAAUGCACAUAUUGUUUGGAAUCAAGUCUUUCGACUAUAUCUGCCUUAAUUACCCUCUUGUCUGGGAAUUAGAUAACUACACACGCUUGCAAUUUUGUUUUACAAUAUUAAAGUAUUCCUUCCAGCAAACAUAUAAAGAAAGCUCUUACAGGCGUGAUGUUUGUUUGUCCGUUUGAUGUAAAUAGGUUAAUAUAAAGAUUUCCCGAAAAACGGGAUUUUUUUU